Molecule: messenger RNA, 1879 nt
Organism: Pogonomyrmex barbatus (red harvester ant)
Lineage: Eukaryota; Metazoa; Arthropoda; Insecta; Hymenoptera; Formicidae
Product: feminizer
Source: RefSeq, a predicted model, not a curated record
AUAAUAACCAGAAAUAUACUUAUUUUAGACACUUAUUUAAUUUAGAUUUUUAACUCUGAUUGUUCUAAAACCUACAAGAUUUUUAAAUUACACAUUUUUAAAGUAUUUAAUUAUUUCAUAUUGUUGAAAAAUCCUAGAUAUCUGUUGUGUUGAUUCCAAUUAAUCAAGAUUUCGAAAUUGAUUCAUCGACUGAGAUAUAGCAGUUUUUCUUAGUUACUGUCAAAGACUACAGCCACAUUUCAGCUGGUAUUUAUCUGUGAAGUUUUUAGUGAGGAUUUAUUUUACUUUGUAUUUUCAACAAUGAAUCCAAUGCGAUCAACAACUUUCCGAGGAGAUGAGGAGUCAAGAUCAACGCAUAAUGAAGAUAAUACUUAUUCAAUUUUACGUUCAAGAACUGAAGAAGAGAAACAGAGACGUAGACGAGAAUGGCAACGCCAGCAAGAACGAGAGAGACAACAUGAAAAAUUGAAGCAACAAAAAAUUUUAGAAUAUGAAAAAAAACGUGCAUUAGCUUUAAAAUAUGCUGAAGAAAAAUCCUCGCGUCAUAGUCGAAGCAAAAGUGGUAGUGAAUCUCCUUUACAUCUUCGGUAUAGAGAUAGAUCUACAUCAACUGCCUCCAAAUCUGGUAGCCUGCAUGAAAAAUCAGAUGGGCAUACAAGUGGAACAGUACCUUUAUUCAGAGGUCCUCAGAAUGCACAAAUUAAUACUACGGAAUUACGUCGAAUUAAAGUUGAUAUUCAUAGAAAUAUUCCUGUAAAAGGUCCAGUUCCUGAAUUACAACGAGAUAUACUUAAUCCUGAAGAUGUGAUUGUUAAGAGAAGAGAGGGAGAAGGAUGUAAACCGAUAUUCGACAGAGAAGAAAUAAAAAAGGCUGCAAUCAAAACUAAUGAAAUAGAAGAACGACGUACAGUUGUAGCUGUAGAUAAAGAACAAUCAACAGCAUCGACAAGCAAAUUACAUACUUCGAGGAAAUGUUCUUUAUCACUGAGUCCUAUCAGAAAUCAUAGACAGAUUUAUAAUACCGGAUAUCUGUCUUCCUAUCAAUCUAGACAUAUGGAUUUAAAGAGUCAGAAUAAUAAAACAGAUAAUCAUGGUAUUCAUAGAAACGAUAGGAGAAGCAGUAUAGAGAAGCGUAAAGAUUAUAAAGAAAAAUAUACAGAACGAGAUGUAAGCAAACAUAUCACUAAUCGGUCGCGUUCUAGAGAACGGAAUCCACAUUCUAGACCAUUUUUGGAAGAGAGAUCUUACCGCGAAAGAUAUCGUGAGAGAUCAAAAGAACGUUCUCUUGAAAGAAGGACUAGAGAAAGAGACAGAAAUAGAGAUAGGGAUAGAGAUAAAGAUGGGGAUAGAGAUAGGGCUAGGGAUAGAGAAAGAGACAGAGAUAGGAGUAGAAAUAAAGAUAGAUCUAGGGAACAAAGGAACGUAACACCACAUUAUAUCGAAUCACCAAUACCUGUGCCUAUCUAUUAUGGCAGUUUUCCUCCGAGACCAAUUGUAGUAAGUCCUAUGGUUCCAUUAAGAGGACAGAUUCCUCCUAUAGGAAGAGGUAGACAUCCUGCCUUAAUGGCACCAGUCCGACCGUUCCCACCACGAUUUGUUCCUCCGGAUAUGUACAGAUUAGGACAUCCACCUCCAAAUCCAAGAUAUGGACCGUUUUGAAAUAUGAGAAUGUAAUAUUCGUAUUUCAGUUAACAACAUUUUGUAUGAACAAUACUUAUGAAUAAUAAGAUCUAUUUCACUUUGUUUAUGAAGGUAUCAAUGGGUAUAAUAUUCUUUUUUAUUAUCUUCAAAUCGAAAAGUUUCGGUAUAAUUGAAGAGAAUUAAUAUUGGAUUAGAUAUAUUGUAAUUCCAUAUAAUCUCAUAUAAAAUAUAUAUGAAA